AUGGCGGGUCUCCCCCUCUCGUCGUACAGCUUCGAUCAUGUCAUUCUCCUGCUCGAUACUGCGGACUUUGAAAACCCGCCGGAGUGGUUAACCAAGAAUUUCACCAUCAUCGAGGGCGGGACGCAUGCCGGCGGCUCUUCGCGCAACAAACUCGUCGUCUUUCCUGACGGGACAUACAUCGAACUGAUCAACUGGGUCACCGAACCGAAAGAGUUCUUCGACUGGGCCAACAAACCCCCGGGGCUGAUCGAUUUCGCGCUCACGACACCCACUUCGGCGUACGAAACGUUCAACGAGGUCACCCAACGAUUAGAAUCCGAAGACGGACACGGCGGACGUGGAGACGGCGGGCUGGGCGUCAAAUACAAGGAUCCUCUCCCCGGCGGCCGGAAACGCAAAGACGGACAGGACGUCAAAUGGCACGUCACCAAGCCAUCACUCGACAAUGACGCGCCUAACCUCCCCAUGCCGCUGGACAAGUUCUUCCCCAAAGGACGUCUGGAUACGCCGUUCUUCUGCCACGACGUCACGGACCGGGCGUUGCGUGUCCCGUAUGCUGAGAAGGACAUCUCCGAGACGCAUCCCUGUGGUGCGCGGGGGAUUGUUUCCGUCGAGGUGGUCGUGCCGGAAGAGAAGAUGGACAGUUACAUUCGCUUGUACGGCUCUGUGCUGGGCGUCGAGGCGAGCGUCCACGGCGGCUAUCGGUACUCUCCGACCACCAGUGUGAGUUUCCCGCUGAGCACGCCGAAUGCAGACGAACCGGCGAUGAAGGCGCUCAGGGGCAGGGUGGGUGUUGAGAUUCGGGCGCCCAGGGACCAAGAUGAUGAAGCCUGGGUGCGGGAGCGAGGCGUGGGGAUCAGAGAAGUGCGAAUCUUUGCAGAGGCGAAAGGCGAGGAUGAAGUGGACGAGGCGCCGCUUGACAGCGAAGGCAUUGGAGCGAGCUUGGUCCUGGUCAAGGAGCCCGUGGGGUUCUGGCAGGAAGGACCCCGAUGA
This is a messenger RNA of Cladophialophora carrionii CBS 160.54, 993 nucleotides long. RefSeq lists its product as uncharacterized. The coding region runs from base 1 to 993 and encodes 330 amino acids. The record is from RefSeq and is a predicted model, not a curated record. NCBI's taxonomy places the organism in Eukaryota, Fungi, Ascomycota, Eurotiomycetes, Chaetothyriales, Herpotrichiellaceae. The transcript is spliced from 2 exons.